Molecule: messenger RNA, 1689 nt
Organism: Eruca vesicaria subsp. sativa (arugula)
Lineage: Eukaryota; Viridiplantae; Streptophyta; Magnoliopsida; Brassicales; Brassicaceae
Source: the annotation of a GenBank genome assembly
UAUCUCCUCUCCAGCUUCAGAUCCUGUCUAAAUUCAAAGACACAAAUCAGCAAAAGGAACACACACGCACAGAGGAAGUGAAAAGGCAAAUGAAGAAGACAAAGUACGGAGAUACAUCACCUGCCAGAGAUUUAGAUUGAGUUUAUUAGUCUCCCAGAACCUCGGCGAACCUACUAUGGAGCUUCCAUUACUCUCUUACAGCAACUCAGCCAAGUUUUCUCGGACAGGCUUAUGCUCUUCCUCUUCCUCCUCCUCAUCUAAUACUAAUGACUUCCUAGAGAAACGAAGGAGCUUGCGAAUGAGAUUCAAUGGUGGACAAAAGCCAGGAAGCGUUAAAGCUUCCGCUGGACGAAGCAGCGAAGGGAUCGAGAAGACAGACGGUGGAGGAGGAGGAGCAAGACAGUUCGCCGGUCCUUCCAUGGAGGUCACUACACUUGAUCGUGGCUUUGCUAACUCCACGACCGUUGAUUUUCAGGUCUGGGACAAGAUCGGCGCCGUUGUUAGACUUACUUACGGGAUCGGAAUAUAUGGAGCAAUGGCUGUAGCAGGAAGGUUCAUAUGUUCAGUGACUGGGGUUGACUCAUCUGGUGGGUUUGAUCCUUCUCUUGAUGCACUUCUAGCUGGACUUGGCUAUGCUACACCACCUAUCAUGGCUCUUCUCUUUAUACUCGAUGAUGAAGUUGUGAAACUUUCACCACACGCAAGGGCUAUUAGAGAUGUGGAAGAUGAGGAACUAAGAAGUUUCUUCUUUGGAAUGUCGCCAUGGCAGUUUAUACUUAUUGUUGUGGCCAGUUCCAUAGGAGAAGAGCUCUUUUACCGUGUUGCUGUACAGGGUGCUCUGUCUGAUAUGUUCUUGAGAGGAACACAACUGAUGACAGAUUCUAGAGGCAUGGCAGCUCUGACCGGGGUCUUUCCUCCAUUUGUACCAUUUGCUCAAGCGUUUGCAGCUGUGAUCACAGCGACACUCACAGGCUCCCUCUACUUUUUUGCUGCUUCUCCAAAAGACCCGAUAUACAUUGUUGCCCCGGUUCUAAGGUCACGCCGCGAUGAUUUUAAGAAGCUUUUGUCAGCUUGGUACGAGAAGAGACAGAUGAAGAAGAUUUACUCUCCCCUCCUUGAAGGACUCUUAGCUCUCUACCUUGGUAUUGAAUGGGUUCAGACGGAUAAUAUUUUGGCGCCCAUGAUGACCCAUGGUAUAUACUCGGCGGUAAUAUUAGGGCAUGGGCUGUGUAAAAUUCACGAUCACCGUAGAAGAUUACGUCGGAGAAUUGAACGAAUUAAUUCGGAGAGUGGAGACCACUGAUGAGCAGCUUUAAAUCAUCUAUAGAUUUUUAAUUGGUUGGGGUGGAUUUGUGUAUAUUGUUUUGGUAUGGGGUCGUAUAGUAAUUAGAAAAGUUAGGUAGGGCCUCUUCCAUAAAAUUUAAACAGAUGCUGCAUUAUACAGUCGAGAACUCACUAUAUAUAUAUAUGUAUAUACACAUAAGCUUGUAUUUGUUAGGUUUAAGAACAAUCUCUCUUAAGCUUUCUUUAUCUUCAACUCAUGUUUGUUUGAAUAGAAAAAAGCAAGAAAUCAGAUGGGAGAGUGAGGGAGACUGAAGAACAGAACAAGAGUGCAGGAACACUGAUAAGUUUGAGAUAGUAACUUCUUUCCCUCGCUUAUCUAAAAGAAUAAUCUAUACUAUUAUUUGC